CGCCGAGUCCCACCUGACAAUCCGACACCUCCGUCAAGACCGGCAGACGCGAGUUGCCGAAAUACCCGUCCCCGCCCGAGGCCGAAGUACCGCCCCUGCCGGCGCCGCGCACCCGGAGCCGCCCUCCCCUGGCCCAUCAUUGGCCAGAAGCCACGGCGAGGGGGUUCCUGGGUAAUGUAGUUCGCGGCGCGUAAGCAACGACGCGGCAGCGGAGGUGGGGUGGGGGUCCCUUCUCAACCCCCUCGGCAGCGACCCAGCGGCACCGCGAUGGGCUCAGGGUAAUGAAGUCAUAGUUGCCUGCGGACGCCGAGCCGACGAAAGCUCGGACGGGGCGAAGAGGGGCGGGUUCCGCACCGACAGAGGUGGGGCUUCGUUGUCGCCACUGCGGUCUUUUUCUUCCCUCCUGGGGCGCCGGCUCUCCGCGGCUGCAGGAAAUAGAGGUCGGUCCGGGGCCGCCUUACCUGGAGGCCAGAAGGCCCGGAGGAAAAGAUUGUGGGGUCACCCCUGGAAAACGGCUCCUUCUCCCUGAGCCUCUGUUUUCCCGACAUUUUCGAGUGCGAGAGUCAGCCCGAGGUCACUCCGCUUGGUGGAGUUUCGGAGGUUGGCCGAUCCCGCAAGGCCCGCUUGGGUCACCAGCCUCUCUCAGCCCCGCACCCGCCCGCAGGUUCCAGUGGGGUCGGCAGCGUCGCGAUGGACCCGGCGCAGCCUACCUGUUGGCUUCCUGACUCAGCAGUCCCAUUGUUGCAGAACUCAGUGACAUUCAAGGAUGUGGUCAUGUACUUCUCCCAGGAGGAAUGGGGGCUCCUUGAUGUGGCUCAGAAGCACCUGUACUGCGAUGUGAUGCUGGAGAACUUCGAGCUCAUGACUUCACUGGGUUAUUGGCAUGGAGUGGAGAAUGGGGAGGCCCCUCCCAAGCAGGGUAUUUCUGAAAGAAUGCCACAGGUCAAGUUCUCUGGCAGAUCCUUCUACCCAGAGGGCUAACACUUGUGACAUGUGUGGCCCAUUUUUGAAAGCCAUUUUGCUUGUGGCUGAGCAUCAAGGAAAACAUCCUGAAGAGAAACCCUUUAUGUGUGCAGCAUGUGGUAGAAACUUUUGGUUCAGUACAAAACUUCACCAGCACCAGAAGGAACACAGUGGAGAGAAACCCUUUAUAUGGGACAAGGACUCGUCUGUGGAGAACUCUACAGUCUACUUGUCAGAGAAGCCCUUCACUCGCAGGGAGGGUGAAAAUGACGUGCUAGACAGCCAUGACCUCUUUCAGCACCAUGCCAUUUAUAGUGAGGGGAAACCACACAGGAGCACGGCGUAUGUGGAGGAUUUCUCAUACAACUGCUUUUUUGGGCAGCUCCCCAGAGUCCACACCACACAGAAGCUCUUCAAGUGCAGAGACUGUGGAAAAACCUUCCUGAAGAGUUCUGCCCUCCUGAACCACCUGAGAACUCACUCUCAAGGGAGAUUCAUUAGAUACCCAGCAGGCAGUAGUUCCUUUAAGCAGAAAUCAACCCUUUUUUAUCACCCAACAUUUCACACUGGAGAAGCAUCCCACACACGUAAGGACUGUGGAAAGAUUUUUGGUCACCCAUCUAAACUGAAGAAGCACCGGAAAUUUCACAUUGGACUAAACAUGAGUGCAGUGAAUGUGGGAAAACCUUCAGCAACAAACUCACACUUGUUCAUCACCAGAGAAUUCACACAGGAGAAAGGCCUUACGAAUGCAGUGAACGUGGGAAAGCCUUCAAUAACAGAUCACACCUGAUUUGGCACGAGAAAAUUCAUUCUGGAGAAAGGCCUUUUAAAUGCAACACAUGUGGGAAAGGCUUUAGCCAAAGCUCCAAUUUCCUUUGGCACCAGAAAGUUCAUACCCAAGUAAGGCCUUAUGAGUGCAGCCAAUGUGGAAAAGCCUUUAGCAAUAAUUGUAACCUUGCUCAACAUCAGAAAGUUCAUACAGGAGAAUGACCUUUUGAGUUGCAGUGUAUGUGGAAGAGACUUUAGUCAAAGUUCCCACCUCCUUCAACAUCAGAAAGUUCACACUGGAGAACGGCCUUUUGAGUGCACUGACUAUGGAAAAGCCUUCAGCAAUAGUUCCAUCCUCAUUCAGCACCAAAAAGUACACACUGAACAAAGGCCUUAUGAGUGCAGUGAAUGUAGAAAAGCCUUCAGCUGCACCUCCAGCCUGAUUCAGCAUUGGAGAAUUCACACUGGAGAAAGGCCUUAUGAGUGCAACGAAUGUGGGAAAGCUUUUGCUCACAGCUCCAGCCUCAUCGAGCACUGGCAAGUUUACACAAGAGAAAGGCCUUAUGAGUGCAGUGAAUGUGGUAAGUUCUUUAGCCAAAACUCCAUUCUUAUUAAACAUCAGAAAGUUCACACAGGAGAAAGGCCUUAUGAGUGCAGCGAAUGUGGGAAAUUCUUUAGCCGAAAGUCCAGCCUCAUUUAUCACUGGAGAGUUCAGACUGGAGAAAGACCUUAUGAAUACAGUGAAUGUGAAAGAGCCUUCAGCAAUAACUCCCACCUGGUUCGUCACCAGAGAGUUCACACACAAGAAAGGCCCUAUGAGUGCAGCCAGUGUGGGAAAGCCUUCAGUGAAAGAUCCAUACUUGUUCGGCACCAGGUAGUUCACACCAGAGAAAGGACUUAUGAAUGCAACCAAUGUGGAAAGAUCUUUAGCCGUCUUUGCAACCUUGCUCAGCAUAAAAGGAUUCAUACCCCAAAGAAGCCCAUGAAUAGUCUGUGAAAAAAACCUCUGAACAAGUCAACCUUCAUCCACCAGAACACCUACCUCAGAGAAAUUACCUUCUUGUAUCAUUAUUGUGGAAAAACCUGCAGAAGCUCCUUUACCCUUUUUAAGACCAACCAAAAAACCUGGGCAGAGCUAUCUCACCCCUGGGGUAUAAGACAGAAAACCACAACCUCUCUCCAUCCUGGCUGAAUCCAAAUAUCUGUAGCAGUCAUCUCCAUGUGCACAGCAAAAAGUUCCCUGUAUGUCCUCCCCCCUCCUGGAGGGAAUCGGGAUUGUCCUGGACUUACUGAAAAUGGCUUCUUUCCCAUGGCUUCCAAGAGAAGCAGUGAAGUGGCCCAGUGCUGACCAAGGUGUCUUGAGGGGUGUCCAAUUCAGGCUUCUUGGGAAUAUGGUCAAGUCUGUAUGUAAGCUCCAUGAGAUAUAUAGUGAACCUGCAAAUGAUCCUGCCCUGGAACCAUCUACUUUGGUCUGCUCUGUAUUGUUUGAAAAUAAAGACUUUCUGGAUUCA
Choloepus didactylus (southern two-toed sloth) is the source of this 3245-nucleotide messenger RNA. RefSeq names its product zinc finger protein 132-like. Gene Ontology annotation, molecular function: DNA-binding transcription repressor activity, RNA polymerase II-specific. The record is from RefSeq and is a predicted model, not a curated record. Gene Ontology annotation, biological process: negative regulation of transcription by RNA polymerase II. Bases 1877 to 2731 code for a protein of 284 amino acids. The transcript has 3 exons. Lineage: Eukaryota; Metazoa; Chordata; Mammalia; Pilosa; Megalonychidae.